AAAGGAUAUUAUUAUAUUAUAGAAGUGAAAAUUAAUGUCUAAUAUAAAAUAAGUUUUUUUUUAUAAAGUAAUCUUAAAUGUAUUUUUCUUAAUUUACAUAAUGGACAUAAAUUUUUAAUUGAAUUUCUUUAUAAUGUCGUUGCCAUUGAUUCGAACAUUAUCUAGGACAUGCUUUAAGAAACAUAGCACACACUUGACCGGAAUUUAUUAUCAGCCUCCAAACUUAUGGAUAAGAUUGAAUUCAUCCAAAGAAUCUAACCCAACAUCAGGUAUAACAACAGGAAGUGGUUUAUCUUUCAGCAAUGACAAAUCUCAACAGAUAAAAGACUCUUCACAACAACAUGGAAAAUAUAGUAGACAAGCAGUAAGACAAAAUGUUCAAGGAUAUGUUUUUACUCGAUAUAUAGAUUAUUUAAAAAAUUAUGAUAAAUUGUUAGAAAAACAAUUUCCGAAAGCAGCGAGAGUCUAUCAUAUAUUCUUUGAUGGAGUUAAAUUAUUUUUAAAUGAUUUAAAAUAUUAUUUAAAAAUUUGGCGUAUAGUGAAUAUAUCAUCCGGAGGUCUUGAGUCAUUAAAUAGAAAAGAAAUUGAAUUAUAUAUGCAAAUGCCUAGGGAUAUGAUAAAAGUUGCACCUACACUUCUUAUCUCAGCUUUACCUUUCGUCGGAUAUGCAAUAUUUCCCAUUGCUUAUGCAAAACCAAGAUAUUUUCUAACUGCCCAUUUUUGGACAAUUCAACAAAAAACUGAUUUUCAGUUACAAAUAUUAAGAGAAAGAUUGUCGUAUAAUAAAGCAAUUCUUCGAUUUCUUCAACUAAAAUUGAAAUCAAAUAAACCUCACCCUUUAUAUCAGGAAUGGCGCAAUAUUUUAGGUCAACUGGGAAGUGGUCAACAUCCUACAGUAGAACAAAUAAUAAGUGUUAAAAAUUUAUUUUCUGCAGCGCCUUAUUCAUUCAAAAGUUUACCAUCCAGUCAUAUAAAAAACCUCUGUCGUCAUCAUGGUAUAUCAGCAUCAUUUUUUAAAAGAAAUCGUUUACUAGAGCAUGCCUAUCUUAUACAUCAUAUGGACUUAGCAAUUAAACGAGAAGGAGACGUUCACAAUAUGGAGCCAAAUGCUUUGAGAAAAUCAUGUUAUUUAAGAGGUCUAAACCCAUCAAAUUUAACAAACGAACAAAUGAUUAGUUGGUUAAGAAAUUGGUUAGAAGUGUCCUUAGCCCUUGAAGAAGAACAUAUCGGUUUAUUUGUACAUUUGCAAAUCUUAUUAACAUAUAAUAAUCCAAAUAAUUGGAAACUGAUAUAUUAAUUUGUCGAUAGCCAAAAUAUGUAAUUUACGCUUAAUGUAAAUAAAUUUUAUUUAAUUUUUUUAUUGAAUAAGAAAAAAUCAAACUAUUUUUGCAACUUCUAACUUUUCAAAUAUUGUGCAAAUGUUGUAAAAUAUUUAUUUCACAAAAUAUUAAAAUAGUUUUGGUGAUAUAAUAAACCUUUUAAUUGAAUUGAAUUGGAAUAUGUUACAUUUACAAUUAGUAAUUGUAAUUUUAUUGUUAACAUUUUUGUUCCCUUAAAAAUACCACUUGUAUUAAAACAACUAAUUUAUAGAAUAA
Messenger RNA from Condylostylus longicornis, 1595 nucleotides. Its product is annotated as LETM1 domain-containing protein 1. Gene Ontology annotation, cellular component: mitochondrial inner membrane. Gene Ontology annotation, molecular function: ribosome binding. The record is from RefSeq and is a predicted model, not a curated record. Bases 134 to 1297 code for a protein of 387 amino acids. The transcript has 4 exons. Gene Ontology annotation, biological process: intracellular monoatomic cation homeostasis. Lineage: Eukaryota; Metazoa; Arthropoda; Insecta; Diptera; Dolichopodidae.